Chlamydomonas reinhardtii is the source of this 5261-nucleotide messenger RNA. RefSeq lists its product as uncharacterized. NCBI's taxonomy places the organism in Eukaryota, Viridiplantae, Chlorophyta, Chlorophyceae, Chlamydomonadales, Chlamydomonadaceae. The record is from RefSeq and is a predicted model, not a curated record. The transcript is spliced from 15 exons. Bases 117 to 4244 code for a protein of 1375 amino acids.
GGAGCCUGGGCGCCCAAGUCGCUGUUUGGACUCGCAGAAAUGUAUCGCAAGUUGCAACUUGAAGUCGCUAUUCGCUGCCACAAAAGCUUCAACUAUGUAUCUUGAGAGCGUUUUGAAUGCACAGGGGCUUCACUCAGUGGUUGAUUCCAAUUGGCGCGGACGCAAGGGAGGAGCGUUUCCACUUUCUAGCUCAUCAAACAUGGGCAGGACACCGGGCAGCUUACAAAAGGUACUGGUUCAGCGGCAAGCACCUGUACAUCAAGAUGGCGGACCCGGGUGCGGGGGAUUACCGGCUGAUGGGGCGGGACCCCUACUCCGCCUGCCCCUGGGUGUCCGGCACCCCCUCCGCCCCCAACCCCUCCACCGGCACCUCCUACCCGCCCAACCCGCUGUCCCCCGGCGCGCGGUUCUGCCCCCUGGCCGCCGACCCCGCAACCGACGUCUCCGACUCGCCACCCGCCGCCUACAACAGCUGGAUGGACCCCUUCUGCACCGACGUCGCGCCGCCGGCCAUGCCUUCGCCCACAAGCUCUGUGCUGGGCUGCUCCCAGGUGGCGGCUCAGGGCCAGUGCGGCAGUGGCGCCAUCCGCGCCCCGGCCGACCCGCACGCGGCAGUCAUUGGCGGCUACUGCGCAGUCAGCUGCGGCGUGUGCGUGCAGGGGGUGCGCACGUGCGUGGACCGAGCGCCGCCGGGCGCCCAGCACCGCGCCGCCUGCAAUGGGCCAUGGCGCAUAGCUUGGACAGAGGCUGCAAGGGCUGCCAGCACACGCCGCCAUGACGGGUGGAUGGGCUGUUGCUGGCUCUGGUGGAGCCUCCGACACGCGGCCCCAGCCAGGCGUGAGCGCAAGGCGGCUCGGUACCUAGCUGCUGCAUCCAGGCAGCAGCGGUUUGACCACGACCUGGACGAAGACGUCAAGAGGGCCGUGGCUGCGGUGGCGGUGACGGGCCGCGAAGUCGAGGGCCUGGUGCUGCCGCCGCGGCCCCCGAUACGGGACGCCGGGGAGGCGGUGGGCCAAGAGCUGGAUAAGGCGGCAGCAGCGCUCAGGCUCGUCCACAACGUUUUUGUCGGGGACGCGGCAGCGAUGCAGAACCUGCUGCCGGCGCUGAUGCCGCGUGCGCUGUCGUCGUCGUACCUGCCGCCAAUGCUCUUCGUGAAUCCGCUGUGGCACAUGACCGUCACGCCGAUGAAGGCGGUUGAUUACCGCCAUGUUAGCUACAACACAGUCGCGGUUACGGAGCUGAGCCCCCGCGCUGGCCUGACGCUAGGCGGCUUCAUGGAGCGUGCGGCAGAGCACUUCGUGGACGCAGCCGCACGCAAGGGCGGCCCAGCACACUGGCAGGGCGCCCCGGGUCUGCCGCCCGGCAUGACGUACUGGGGCACCCGGGCGGCCGUGUCGGUGCUGGUGGCCGGCCAGGUCGUGUGGGACAGCGGCAUCCUGAGCGGAGGCCUGAAGGACAUGAAGUCGGAGGACGUGCAGCUCACCCCGGUCAUCCGCGGCGGCAAGGUGGUGGGGCUGGUGGUGCAGCUGGAGGACCGCAGCAUCAGCCGCCUCGUCAACGAGUGUGCGAACCUCAACAGGGGUAUGAUGAGGACCAGGACCCCCCUCACCGGUCCCCAGCCGGUGCUGAGCCUCAUCAACACCAGCCACCUGGGCAACACUGCGGAGUCGGCGCCGCAGAUGGCCGGCAUGGCUCUCGGCGAGCUGCUGCUCUCCACCGUGCUCAACCCCGCGGUGGUGCGCAACCACCCGGCGUCCAUCGGCCCCGCCUGGACGGAGUACACCUCCCUUUACGCGCGCGCCAAGGCUCUGCGGCUGCCGCUGCUCAAGGGCGAUGACCUCACCCUGAACGAGGCGCCGCUGGCUGUGCUGGGCGUGGAGCUGGCGGGCAGCGUGGAGCUGCUAGAGCUGCUGGGGCUGGGCGACCCGGAGGCCGCGGACGAGCCGGGCUGCAAGUUCGUGGUGAUGCUGCUCAAUGUGCUGUGCUGGCCGCUCGGCCUGGUGACCUUCCCGUGGCUCUCACGUGGCGGGGCGGCGGCGGCUGCGCAUACCACCUCGGCGGCCGCUCUGGAGGCGGCCGCGGCCGCGCCAACGGAGGUGCUGGAGGCGGCAGCUGGGGCAGCGCAGGUGGAGGCGCGGGAGAAGCUGCAAACGGUACAGCAGCAACAGCAGCAACAGCAGCAGCAGCAGCAGCACGAGCCCGAUUCGUGGAUCGACGAGAUGUCCAUCUGCAACCUGCUGGAGGAGGUGUGCUUGAGGCUGAUGAACGCCCGCUGCAUCGCGGGGCUGUUCAGCGUCCGGCAGCCGCUCCUGGGCCGCAGCCGCCACGAGCAGGGCAGUCUGGCGGCCGUGGUCGUAGGCCUGGUGGACAAGCUGGCAGACAGCGUGAAGCUGGCGUACCGCGAGGGGUACCUACGGUGCAGGUACGUCAGGCGGGUGGACGUGGCGGCGGCGGUGGCGGCGGCGCGCUUCGGCAAAGCCGCCGCCGCCGCCACUACCGCCGCUGCUGAGCCCACUGGCGCCACCUUGGUGGCCCAGCUGCUGCUGCAGCUCUUCAUGCUGGUGCUGGAGGUGUGGCUGGAGGCCGUGGAGAAGCAGACCGGGCUGGUGGCCAGCCUGCGGGCGCUGCUCAUCGUAAAGCAGGAACAGCUUGGAUCCUGGGCGGCGGCCCGGCAGGUGGUGGACGCGCGGGUGCGGGAGGUGCAGGCGCGCGCCGUGGGCACUGCGAAGUCGCUGGUACUGCUGCUGCUCGACCUCCAGCACCGGCUGAACAAGGGCGAGGUGGUGCCGCUGCUGCCGCGCAUCAUCGGCGGCAUGGACGUCGCGAGGGCGCAGCAGGCAGCCAGCGUGGCGGUCGCUGCCCAAGCAGCGGCGGUGGCUGACGCGGCGGCACCUGCCCCGCAGCAGCAGUGCGGGCGGGCGCAGAUCAGCGAGAUGCUGAGGCAGCUCGUGUCGCCCCGCCCCGGCGCAGACCGGGAGCCUGCGACAGCCGCAGCUGCAGCAGGUGCGGCAGCGGAUGCUGAUGGCGGCAACGGCAUAGCAGGCGCGGUGGUGGCCACUACACAGCGCAGCCGCAAGCGGCAGCGCGCUCCUCCGGCCGGUGCCAGCUCGCACGGCGGCCUUGGUGGCGGCGGCAGUGAUGCCGGCGGCAGUGGUGGCGGUGCCGGGGGCCUGCCGCUGCUCGCGUCACUCGGUGUCCAGGCCGGUGCGUGGGACGUGCGUGCACGCAUGCCCAGUCCCGACAUGUACCCGCGGCUCGUCGGCAAGCGGCUGCUCACACAGCCGCAGGCGAGCAGUUUGGACGCAUUGUGGGGCUUGUUGAGCGGACCGGUCGCCAGCGGCGCCACUGCCAGCAGCGCUGCGGCCCUGCCGGUGUCAGUGUCGGUGAAGGAGGAGACUGCCCGCCUGCAGCACGGCCUGAUGCGAGGCGCCUCUGACCCAGUCCUGGCACGGCGGCUGUGCGGGCUGCUUCAGGCGGCUGUAGAGCCGGACCUGUGGUGGCAGCUCGACUACAAGCAGCAGCGUCAGCUCAUGGUGUUCAUGCGGAGCAACCUGCCCCUCGCCGUCGCCGCCUGCAACGCUUGGGCAGAGGAGGGUCAGCGGCGCACAGCCGAGCUGCAGCAGGAGCUGGUGGGCACAGGACCGGCGCAGCAGCAGCCGCAGGUGCCGGCGGGCUGUGAACUUCCGGCGAGUGUCGUGAUGCCGGGCUACAGCGAGCCGCCUACCGCGGCGGCAGAGGCAGGGUCGGCGGCCGCGCCCGGUGCCUCCGAGCUGCAGAUGGGUCGCUUCAUGCAGGAGCUGCAGCGGCAGCUCGCGGCACCCCACAUCCCUGGUGUGUCCGAGUUGCCCGCGGCAGGCUCUGGCGACGCCAGCAGCAGCAGCGGCGUCGGAGCCGCAGGCACCUGCGACAGCGCCGGCGCCGCGGCCAGCGCCUCAACGCUUGAGGAGGUCCUCCAGGACUGCCAACAGGUGCUGAUGCCGGAUGCACUCCGGCAAGCGGCUUUGGGGCGCCUGCGGUCCGCUGCCCAUGCAGCGCAGCAGUGGUUGCCACCGCCGCUGUCCAAACAGGACGAGGAGGCACUCCUGGACCUCCUGCUGCCACCGGAAUCACAACCGCAGCCGCCACCGCAGGAGCAGGCGCAACUGCAGCCCCAACCGCACUUCCCACCGCAGCCGGAGGAGCAAGAGGAGGAGGGCGGGGAGCAACAACGGCCACGCCGGCGGCGACUUAAUGAGGUGCCGUAGAUGCCGCACCAGCGGCGGCAGCUGGGGGGAAGCAGAGCUGGUGGGGAUGCCGGGCAUCAUGGCACGGCGAGGACGGCGGCGUUAUGUCUCACGGGUUUCCUGCCACUGCUUCCGUGACCGCAGCAUUAGUGGCCGCAGAGGAGCGUCGCCUGCAGCGGCUGAACUAGCAACAAGCCCAACGGGCUAGCAGCUAGCUAUAUAUAGGUUUAAGCACGGUGUGCAAACAUGCAUUUAGGAGAGGUGCACACUCACACGAGCGGCAGGCAGCGGGCAGACAACGUGUUCGUCGCACUACAGUGUGCUACUCAUCAGUAGGCAGUGGGUAGGUGGUUUAGGGGAGCAGGGGUGCGAGCGGGGUGCCAAGGCACGGGCACCUUGCCACUGCUUCCUUGACCUCGGAUCGGUGGCGGCAGCAACGUGCCGCCACGGAUGCAAAUAGCAAGUAGUGCAUCGGGUGCGCUUGCUAGCUGUGUUUGCAGUCAAUCCAAUUCGUUUUGCCGUGCAGACGCGAAUGCGUGGGAUGCAGCGGGCAGACUCGUGCCCCCAUCCGUUUCUACGAGCGGCAGAGGCUAGCUGACUCUAGCUCAUCAGUUGUUAUCUUUGCAGCUGCCCGCUGGACGAGCUGUACGGCCGGCGUUGAGUGUGUCGUGGUAAACGAAGGCACGCAAGGCAAGGCCAGCUUUGUGCGGCGGGUGCGGACUACGAAGCACUACGGUGCUGCUGUGAUGAAUUUGGACGUGUAGUUCUGUGAAAGAUCUCUUUAGACACACCCUGGACCAGAUUCGUAGUGCGUCGGGUUGUUCAAGAGCCAUCAUUUUGUCUGCAGGAGCAGGAGCAAAGCUGCAAUGGGCUGUUUGUUUUUGUUGCUGCUGGCAGGUGCGGGAGUCACCCUACUGUAAAACCGUAUGCACCGGUAUGCUGUCGAGGCAGGCUGCUCCCUUGCUGGUUGCGGUGCCCUUGCCGAAGGCGCGAGACCGAGGCUGGCGAGGGUUCUGUGCAGGGCACGAGAAAAUCACA